Messenger RNA from Eimeria necatrix, 487 nucleotides. RefSeq lists its product as hypothetical. Lineage: Eukaryota; Apicomplexa; Conoidasida; Eucoccidiorida; Eimeriidae. The record is from RefSeq and is a predicted model, not a curated record. The annotation marks the transcript as partial. The transcript is spliced from 4 exons.
GUGCCUGUGGUUUUUCAUCUGGCUGGUGGUUUUGACAUUUUCGGUUUUUUUGGUUAUGAGAAAUCCUUUCGAAAUCAACACUUCUUGCGAACAGUGGGUAGCUGCGGAGGGGCGCGUGCGGGCGGCCAAGCCCUGCGUGAUCAGCGGCUGGGCUGCUGCGCAUUUGCGUUGGGCUCUUUUUUUUGCUUUUUGCAUUUCUCUUUUUUUGUCUUUUUUCAUUUCUCUUUUCAUUUAUUUCUUCGCCAACAAGCGGCUCAAACGCUUCCGAAACAACAAACGAAUGCUCCGCAAGUCCCACGCAAACCCCGCGCAAAACCAGGUUAGGGGCCCCACCGCCUUGAGUGCCGCGUUGGAGACAGCAGAAGCAGAAGCAGCAGAAGCAGCAGGAGCAGCAGCAGCAGCAGAAGCAGCAGAAGCAGCAGGGAACCAGAAGAUCACUCCCGCCAGAGGAUUCGCCAUGGAGCUCGGAGCUGCUUGGGUUAGCUAG